AUGGCCACCGCCCCGCCCCCCACCAGCACCCUCCCCCCCACCACCCCCCCACUCCAAAUCCACACCACCAUCGCCUCCCUCCGCGCCUGGCGCCACACCCAACUCCUCUCCUCCCGCACCGUCGGCCUCGUCCCCACCAUGGGCGCCCUGCACGCCGGCCACCUCUCACUCAUCCGCGCCGCCGCAACCGCCCACCCCGCCAUCUGCGUCUCCAUCUUCGUCAACCCGGCCCAAUUCGCGCCCCACGAGGACCUCGCCCAGUACCCGCGCACGCUCUCCACCGACAUCGCGCAGCUCGAGGCCCUCAACGCCAGCCUGCCCGCGGGCGCCGGCCGCAUUGAGGCCCUCUUCCUCCCCGCCGUGGCAGAGCUCUACCCCGGCGGCAUCCCGCUCGAGCAGGACAAGCAGCGCGGCGCCUUCGUGACGGUCGUGGGGCUCGGCGAGCAGCUGGAGGGCGUCACGCGCCCGCACUUCUUCCGCGGCGUGGCGACGGUGUGCACGAAGCUGUUCAACGCGGUGCAGCCCGACGCGGCGUAUUUUGGCCAGAAGGACGUGCAGCAGACGGUGGUGCUGAAGCGCCUGGUGAGGGACCUGUGCAUGCCCGUUGAGAUCCGCGUGUGCGAGACGGUGCGCGAGGGGGAGGACGGGCUCGCGAUGAGUAGUCGGAACGUGUAUCUGGGCGAGAAGCGGCGCGCCGUGGCGGGCGGGCUGUAUAGAGCGCUGAGUGCGGCGGAGGAGGCGUAUAUGGGCGGUGCGACGGAGCGGGCGGUGGUGCUGGGCGCGGCGGAGGAGGUGUUGCAGGGCAUGGGGAGGGAGGAGGGCGUCGAGGUGAGGGUCGAGUAUGUUAGCUUGACGGACGGCGAGGAGCUGCAGGAGCUGCAGACGCUGGAUGGGAGGGGGGGUGCCAUACUAAGUGGGGCGGUGAGGAUGAUGCCGACGGGGGAGGGCGAGGCGCCGGUGAGGAUUAUUGAUAAUAUCAUCUUUAAGGCUAGGUAG
Molecule: messenger RNA, 996 nt
Organism: Morchella sextelata
Lineage: Eukaryota; Fungi; Ascomycota; Pezizomycetes; Pezizales; Morchellaceae
Exons: 1
Coding region: 1-996 (331 amino acids)
Biological process (GO): pantothenate biosynthetic process
Molecular function (GO): pantoate-beta-alanine ligase activity
Source: RefSeq, a predicted model, not a curated record